AUGAAUGGUGUCUUUACUGUUAUCAGUGGGGGUGGCAACCCCGUGGACAGUGCAGGUGGAGGAUGCAGGCACAAACAAAGGCUGUCAGCUUACCAAGUGUUCCCCCUGGAAUGGCCGCCAGGGAGCACUGGUAAGCUGCCAGCCAAUGCAGCUGGCCAAUCAGAGAACGCCCGCCCUCUGGUACAGGGCGGGCGGAGAGAAAAGCGCGGCAAAACCCGGCCGGCUUACUGUAAAUGGCCGCAGUGCCGAGCGGCCGUUAUAGCGCAUGCGCGAGCGGGCUCUGGAUUCAGAGCGCUCGCGCCGCGAAACGGCCGCCGCGGCUCCCAGAGGGCAACAAAGAACGGGUAA
This is a messenger RNA of Pelobates cultripes (western spadefoot toad), 348 nucleotides long. The record is from the annotation of a GenBank genome assembly. Lineage: Eukaryota; Metazoa; Chordata; Amphibia; Anura; Pelobatidae.